AUGUUCAACAACACCAUAUCGCUCACGCCACAAGAUCUGACGACUGCCAUGCACGAUCUCUGGAACGUCUUCCUCAUCGCACUUUUCCUGCUGGCCAGCUUCAUUCCCGCGGUAAUCAUCACAAUCACGACCGCAAGUUUGACCGGUCUGCUUCUUCAUUUGGAACGCAGGGAUCUUGGAGAACUAGCAUGCGACUGGACGCUCCUCACAGGACUUUUCGGACACUUGUUCGCCAUCGCCAUCUCACACCUUUACUAUGUCAACAGCGAUCCGUAUCCUGGCUGGCCGAUGAUGAUGCUUUGGAUCUAUUUUGGUGAGAUUUUGUUUAAUGGGGCUCCUGUUGUGGUGGUUGCGAUUGGUGCGGGUAUCAAAGCUAUGGUGGGCUGUGUGUGGAGGAGAGGAGUUAAGGGGUGUGGUAUGGAGAGGGGAGAGAGUGCUAGUACUGGAGUCGAGGAGACUGAGAAGUCGCCGUUGCUGGGAUGA
This is a messenger RNA of Pseudocercospora fijiensis CIRAD86, 483 nucleotides long. RefSeq lists its product as uncharacterized. The record is from RefSeq and is a predicted model, not a curated record. Lineage: Eukaryota; Fungi; Ascomycota; Dothideomycetes; Mycosphaerellales; Mycosphaerellaceae. The transcript has a single exon. Bases 1 to 483 code for a protein of 160 amino acids.